AUGUCCAGCGCGGUCGCUCUGGGCGCAUGGAGAGACAGGACUAAUCUCUUCAUAUCAUAUCGUCAAAGCUACACCCACCAUCCAGCAAAGCGCACGCGAUUCACCGGUCCCAGCAAUGGCCGCUUUACAGAUGAGCCCACCGACUCGGAGCGGGCGGGGCUCAUGUCGAACGUCGAGGCUGAUGGCGAUGCGGUAAUAGAGAUGGAUGUGCUGCCUCCACGGUGGCUGGAUAUCCAGGACGAGAUUGAUCAACACUUGGCGGAUAUUGCAAGCAAGAUGAAGAAGCUGGACCAGAUGCAUGCGAAACACGUGUUACCUGGCUUCGACGACGAAAGUGUAAAGGCCAGGGAAGAGAGGGAGAUUGAGGCACUGACACAGGACAUCACCAAGAGCUUUACUAUGUGCCAAAAGGCUAUACGAAGGAUCGAUCAUUUGGUACGAGAACAGCAGCAGCAUAGCGGUGGGAAUAUAUCGCAGGCGGACGAGACCAUGGCGAGGAAUUUGAAGAUGAGCUUGGCAUCAAGGGUGGGAGACGUGAGCACGUUGUUCAGGAAGAAGCAGUCCGCAUACAUGAAAAAGCUGCGACAGUUAGGAGGCAUGUCGAGCCCGCUUGACCGGUCUGGCACGCCAAUGGCGCAGAACCCAUACACGGACCCGGCCAUGAUGGAUUCAGAAACCGAUCGUUCAUCCGCCCAAUCCACGCUCCUGCAGACCGCGCAAGUACGACAACGGCAAAGGGGUGUCAUGGAUUCUGCAAUCGAGCAACGAGAACGAGAGAUUGAGAAGAUUGCACAAGGUGUCAUCGAUCUGUCCAAUAUGUUCCAGGAACUGCAGACCAUGGUGAUCGAUCAGGGCACAGUACUGGACCGAAUCGACUACAACGUUGAACGAACACACGAGCACGUCAAGGAAGCCGACAAGGAGCUCAAAGUUGCCACUGGUUACCAACGCAGAAGCACGAAGCGCAAGAUACUAUUCUUGCUAUUCUUGAUCGUCAUUGGCAUGUUCAUUCUUCUAUUGGUGAAGCCGAAGCGAAGCAGCCAGCCAGCUCCAGCCCAACCGCCUGUAGAGGCGCCCAUCCCAAACGAUCCAGGGGCAGCUCUACCACCACAGCUUAGGAAAACACUCAACUUGCCAGAUGCAGCUCCUCGCGAAGGAAUGGAAAGGAGGCAUGUCGAAUGGAAGAAAAGACGGAGGCGAGCAAAUACCCCGUGUGCGAUGUCGUAG
Zasmidium cellare ATCC 36951 is the source of this 1227-nucleotide messenger RNA. RefSeq lists its product as uncharacterized. The coding region runs from base 1 to 1227 and encodes 408 amino acids. Gene Ontology annotation, cellular component: SNARE complex; membrane; endomembrane system. Gene Ontology annotation, biological process: vesicle fusion; intracellular protein transport; vesicle-mediated transport. Lineage: Eukaryota; Fungi; Ascomycota; Dothideomycetes; Mycosphaerellales; Mycosphaerellaceae. Gene Ontology annotation, molecular function: SNARE binding; SNAP receptor activity. The transcript has 2 exons. The record is from RefSeq and is a predicted model, not a curated record.